AUGACAAAGACCCAGAUCCCAGAAUCGCCCGUCCCUCAUCUCCUCGACACGAACUACGCGCCUCCCGAUGAAGACAUACUCAUCGUUCAGGAAGCUAUUGAAACGGCGCAAUCGUUGUUGGAGCAAGUCGGCACUGCAGAGAACGACAACAGAAGGGGGCUUGCCUCCUUCAUUCGCCGCCACCAGGCCGUGCUGUCACCCAUACGAAGAUGCAAACUCCCCCAAGAAAUGUGGACCAACAUAUUCUUCUUGGUGGCGUCUGUAUACGACCUCGUGCAUGCCACAGAAGGAGACCUGGUUCCAGCUGCGGUUCUAUCCCGAGUGUGCCGCUCUUGGCGCGCCUGCGCGCUCGAGUCGCCCCAACUCUGGGCGACCUUGCCAAUUAUACGACUCCCCAACGCAGGGAGCUUAAAUGCAACUAAAGCAAUGCGACAAAGAACCGGGAUCUUGGAAUACCUAUCGCGGUCUGAUAAUGCACCACUCCGGUUCAGGCUCAGCAUUCCUUUGCCGAUUGCUCACGACAUUGAUACCACUCCCUUCGACGUAGUUGCUCAGCAGGCUGAGAGGUGGGGAGAAGUUGCUAUAAGCGCGAUGAUUACCUCGUUGCUUUUUUUGAACGACGUCGAAGGGCGGCUCCCCCUCCUCGAGCGCCUAGCCAUCAAUAUCACGGCAAAAACCCCGGACUCAGUGAAUAUCGACAUGUUUGCAGAUGCACCGCGAUUGCGACACGUCAGCUUGACAGGAUCGUUGGAUGGUGUAUCGGUUCUUUUGCCGACAGAUCAGCUUGUAUCGUUCAAGACCAGCAGCACGACGCUAUGCCUCCAGGUCCUUUCCACCAUACCGCCACUCCUCGAGACACUCGACGUCAUUUGUGCUGACGCACAAUUACUGCGCUCCGUCACCCUCCGGUCCUUGACAUCUCUGAAGGUCCAAUUCCAGUCGGGACCCGCCGAUUUCCUCCUCCCUCGCUUACCAGUGCCCCAUAUCAGGGUAAUCGAUAUAAGUUUCAAGAAAGGCUGCUGGGACCAACAAGUCUUAGGUGCUUUGGCAAAACAGCUGAUAAUUUCUGGUCCUACCGCUUUCUCGACCCUCUCGACCCUUCGCCUGCACGGAUGCGAACAGCUCCUCGAAGGAGUGGCCGCCCUCCUAUCACUUACUAAAGCAAUCGAAUCUUUGGAUAUCUCCAUUCCGAGCUCGAAAGACAUCACGAAGAUGAUGUACACUGACGACGACGUCACUCUAUUACCCCGCCUCAAGUCAUGCACUUUCGUUAUUUCGAAGAACAUUCAAGACCAGGAUUUUCCAGUUGAGGCACUUAACCUGCUCGCUUCUUCUCGGUGCGAUCAGCCGCGCAGCUCAGCAGGAACCGGUUCCGUCCAAGAGGUUGCUCGCCUCGAGCAGCUGUGUAUCCAAUUCGCUACGCACAAGCAAGCAAGGAGACAGUGGGCGGCUCUCGAAGGAUGGAAGGAGUCUGAAGGGUCCCAGUCAUCGACUCUUCGGGAGCUCCGGUGGCAGAGCCUACACCAAGAAUUACCUCUUGACACAACGGCCAUAAACGCUGACAAGGAGUACAACGCGACACCUCUGAAGAAAAUUCUGGACGAGCUCGAGCAGCUCACCAUAACGGAUGGCAGUGACAUUUUGGUGAGCUCUCUCUACCCAUAUAAAUAUGACAGAGCAGACUACUGA
Cyclocybe aegerita is the source of this 1689-nucleotide messenger RNA. NCBI's taxonomy places the organism in Eukaryota, Fungi, Basidiomycota, Agaricomycetes, Agaricales, Hemipholiotaceae. The record is from the annotation of a GenBank genome assembly.